Homalodisca vitripennis (glassy-winged sharpshooter) is the source of this 5819-nucleotide messenger RNA. RefSeq names its product putative elongator complex protein 1. The transcript has 15 exons. Bases 101 to 2428 code for a protein of 775 amino acids. Gene Ontology annotation, molecular function: protein binding; tRNA binding. Gene Ontology annotation, biological process: tRNA wobble base 5-methoxycarbonylmethyl-2-thiouridinylation. The record is from RefSeq and is a predicted model, not a curated record. Gene Ontology annotation, cellular component: cytosol; elongator holoenzyme complex. Lineage: Eukaryota; Metazoa; Arthropoda; Insecta; Hemiptera; Cicadellidae.
UCAAGGACUCGAGGAUAUUUAUUGUUUCAGCUCUUCUGAGUCAAGUCCGAACGACCUCUGUGUGUACUUGAGCGACGGAAAUCUGUCAUUUGUGAAGGGAAUGGAGACAGACCCACAACUUUGCAGUACAGUUCCAGUAAAUUUGAAGUGUGAGGAACUGAAAUCUGCCUUAUUGCCGAGUCCUGCCUGCCUGUCUCACUGGCUCUGGUUGUCCCAGGAUCAACUGUUGUGUGUAUUCCACAGCGGUUCUUCUCAUCUAUGCCAUAUCCUGGUUGAUGAUGAGUGUGCCACUGUUGGAUGGACAAUGCCUCUAGAUGAACCAGUGUUGACACUAACACAGAAGACAGGAUCAUCAGGUGCUCUGAUUCAGCUGAGUUCUGGGACAGUCCUGGAUUUCCAAGACUCACUCAGUCCUUCCUUCACACUACCAGAGCCAUGUGUUUCAGUGCGCAGUAUGGGUCAGCACAUAAUCACGCGUGCUCACAACAAUCGACUCUAUGUUGACAGAGAACUGAUAGCAGAUAAUAUCACUUCCUUCUACUGCCUCCCUCACUUCUUGGUGAUGACCUCAAGCAGUCACGAGUUGUAUGUUACGAGUGCUGAAUUGGGUUUUAAGGUGGAGAAGGAGAGCGGAACUAACACGGCACGCCGGUUGGAGCGGGGGGCAACCAUGGUUGUAGCGAUGGACCAUUCAGUUGUUCUGCAACUGCCCCGAGGCAAUCUGGAGACGGUGGAGCCGCGGGCACUUACUCUGGUCACAGCUGGUAAACUGCUGGACAUGGGAGAGUUUAAGGCAGUCGCACAGUUAUUGCGGAGACAGAGGAUAAAUCUGAACCUGUGCGUGGAUCACAACCCAUCAGCAUUUUUGUUGUCAGUACACAGAUUUGUGGCGCAAGUGCAUGACCCGCAGUGGCUCAGCGUGUUCCUGGCGGAGUUGACAGAGGAGGAUGUUACUCGCACCAUCUACUCAGGCUUUUACAAACAAAUGGUGGCUCGCGGCCCCCCACUGGCUGACAAGGUAGUGAGAGUGUGUACUGCACUGCGUGAAGCAAUGACUCAGUCCAACGAAAACCAGGACUUCUAUCUGCAGCCGAUCCUGAGUACGUACGUGCGCGCUGGACAUGUAGGUGAAGCUAUCUCCCUAGCCGACAGUGACCAGGCGCUGAGCUAUCUCGCUCUGCUCAUCGACACAGAUAAACUCUACGAGGAGGCCCUCGGCGUGUACAAUCUGCAGAAGGCGCUGAAGAUUGCUGGAAAGUCUCUCAAAGAUCCCAAGGAGUAUGUGCCGUAUUUGACCAAAUUGCAGCAAAUGGAUCCUGCGUACAUGAGAUUCACGAUUGACAAGCGGUUGCGAAAGCCACAGUCCGCGCUGCGUAACCUCGUGCAGUGCAAGGAUCGGACAGAAGAAUGCAUACAAUUUGUGAAAAGCUCAGGACUCUACACUCUAGCUCUGGAGUUAUUCAAGGAUCAACCUGAAGAGUACAAGCAGAUCUGUUUGCUGUACGGAGAUCAUCUGUUGAACAAGCAACUCUACGAGGAGGCUGGCUUGAUGUAUCAGAGAGGAGGGGAUGUCGACAAGGCAAUCACAGCUCUCACCCGGGCAGGCAGUCUGCUCCAGUGUCUCACUCUUGCAGCUAAACAAAACUUCAGCGAGGAAGCCUUGGUAGAAUUUCACCUGGCGUUGUUGUCAGCACUGCUGAACCAGGAGAAGCAUUCUGAAGCUGCUGAGUUACACAGCCUGAUGGGAAAACAUGAGGAGGCAGUCUCGUGUUUGGUGGAGGGCCGACUGUGGUCUCGGGCUAUCUUCCUGUGUCAUCAACACAAACAACCGCAGCUUGUCGAAUCGUUGGUAAAGCCAGUUCUUCUUGAAUCCCAGAGUCGCUCAGUCAUGGAUAUUCGUGCAAAGGUGGCAGAUAUGGAAAAGCACUCGACCAGACUGCUUAUUGUGCGGGAACAGCAAGCUAAUCCAGACAGAAAUUUUGAUGCACUAAGUGACAUACAAUCGGACACUAGCAGUUUGUCCUCAUUCUCCACGUCUUCGGGCGGCACCAGAAGUACAAAGAAUACUCGGAAAGCCCAACGUAAGCUGUGGAGCUUGAAGGAGGGCAACCCCAGGGAGGAGCAGGCGUUGUUAUACACCAUCACAGAACUGAUACAGAACACAGAACGACUCACCAGUGAUGUCCGCACCACAUGUCUCGCCCUGGCGGAGUUAGGGCUGGACACGGAGGCUGGCACGCUACAAUCGGCCAUGACUGCAGCACUUGAGAAGAUACAACAGAUAAGGCACUCUGUCUGGCCAGGCUCCACUGCCAAGAAAACUGGCAGUGAUGCAGAUGCUAUAGACCCCACCUUGACAGACAUGCAGCUGAAAUUCCCCCCAACCAGCUGCAUCUCAGCGACUUGGAGGCUCGACAUCUACUCAUAGCGCAACUGCAGGGAAUUCUUUUUUAUACUGAUGAUGAUCUUUUACAUUAUUUACUGGAAAUAUGUAAACAUUUAAGUUUUUGAGUCAAGUGCACUUUUGAGUCUUGAUAAGAUAUUACUUGACAAUAAUAUUAAUCUAUUUUUCAUAGGAUGAGGAUAAAAGCAAUUCAAGAUGAUAUUACUUAGUCUCCUGUAAUACUUUUAAGUAACAAGAGUCAAAGUUUUAUUCAUCACAGGUUAACGACAUAAUUAAAAUAAAUUUUAUAAAUGAAAAUUGACACAUUAAAAUAUAAAAUUUCAGAAAUUUAUGAAUACUCCUUAUGAAAAUAACUGUUGCAAUUGAAAAAAAAUGAAAUAGAGAACAUGCACACAGAUUCAGCUUUAAUUUCCAUACUUAAAUUUUUGUAACCCUAGACAUCAAUGGCAAAGACCCUUCAACAAUCUUUUGAGGAGUGUUUGUUAAUUACAACUUAAUCUACAUACUGACUGAACUAAAGGUUGUCCACAUACUUACAUGUGUAAGUAAUAAACAAAAUUUUCAUCUUUUGUUGAAUCCUCAUAAUAAUAACAUUGUGUGAAUAGAAAUUGAGGUUAUACAAAUAUAGCAAUUGAGGGAUUGUGCAAAGGAAAUUCCAUGCAAGGAUGGUCUGGAAGUUUCCUGAGUUAUUCCCACUUAGCUUAUUUUAAGAAAGACCUCAUUGUUCUUAAUUUCAGCAAGUGGGAGGUUGGGUGAAAUGAAGGAAUUGAGGACGGAUUAAACAAAUAGAUUGAGGAUGGAUGAAAUGAAGAGAUUAAGGAUAGAUGAAAUGAAUGGAUUGAGGAUAGAUGAAAUGAAGAGGUUGAGGUUGGGUGAAAUAAGGGAUUUGAGGAGAGGUGAAAUGAAGAGGUUGAGGUUGAGUGAAAUAAAGGGGUAAGUGGGAGGCUCACCAAAAAGUGGAAUUAAAAAUACAAAAAGUAAUCAGUGUCACAAAUUGACAACAUUUUACGGUAGUUGAGAAAACUAAAAACUGCAUCUUUGAGAUUGUAUUUCUAUACUUCAGUUGUCUAUGACAGGUGUUAUCAAAUAGGAAGAACAUGUGAUUUUCUAUUUUAUUGCAAGUGGAAAUCAUAAAACAGAAUGUUACUUUUAAUUACUCACAUACAUAUUGUGUUCUCUCUUUUCAUGUCUUUUCUUCAUUCACUUUACUUUACACCUUACUUCACACUUCAUAUUCUUUACAACACUUGUGUGAGCAGCUGACGUAGUUUGUUGCUAUCGAUGUGAAAGCCGUGCAGUGUUUUCUGUUGGUGUUACUGUUUUAUUUACUUUGAUAAUUUGAGUUCAUUUGCAAUUAAUAUCUGCACUACUACUAUCCCAUGUCUGCUUUUAAAUAGAUUAUGGUAAACUAUGUGUUUAUUACAAAAUGUUCUCAAAUCUCAGGAUCAUUUAUGUAUUAUUUCUGGAAUUAAUUAUCCCCCAUACUUUUUUAUUAAAUUUUGACAUCCUGAAUAGUUUUAUGGGUUCUUCAGAAGUUUUGAAUUAAAUUAAGUUCAACAAAUUUGUAAAAUAUCAACUUUUUUUAAAAUACAAUUUUUUUAUGUUAGAAACAUAAAUAUAACUGGAUAUGACAGUUAAUUUAUAAUUAAUUGGCAAUAUCUGUGCUGUGUUAAAGGUUGACUGGAAUACCUGUCCAAAAUCCUUGUGUUACAGUUUGGUGAAUUAUUUGAGCCCUGAUGAUUCGUUGCAUUUUGUGAACAGGAUGUUUGAAAGGUAACUGAUUUUAUCAUUUUGUGAUUCAACAAUGAAUGCUGCCCAUUGGUUGUCUGAUACUUGUCUGAUUCUUAUCAGAUAACCAGUGCACAGCAUUCACUGUAGAUACGUUUAUACUUGCAGGAGAUGUCAAAUCGUUUCUUAAAUUCAUUUGAUGAACUGAUGCGUUUUUCAAGAUAGAUUUGGUAAUACUUGAACUGGCCGUUAGUUGAGAUACUGAACAAUUUUCUGAUGUGUUGUCUUCUAAAUCAGUUAAAAUGUCCGAUAAUUCUGAUUUUUGGAUACACAUCUCUAGUAAAUCAGUUGCUGUUUUUUCUGACCGAUUGGGGUACAUAAUUUUGUGAAGUUUUAACAUCUUGUGAUUUUUGUUUUAAGACUUCAUGUUUUAUAACAGGUUUAGUUAUUAACUUUUUGUUUCUGUAAUCAAUUUUCGGUAGAGGCAUACCAUUCUUCGGAAAUCCUUGCUGAUUCGACAAAAUAUUUUGAAUGUCACUAUUCACUUGAUCCUUUACAUGAGUUACAGGUGUAAGUUUCUUGUUACAGUUUUGUAAUUGUUGGACAGCAUUUUGAAUUGUAGAUCCAUUCACUAACCUCAUGUUAUUGGUGGGUUGAAUAGUAGAUCCAUUCACUAAUCCCAUGUUAUUGGUGGGUUGAAGAAAAAAACAAAAAUCCUUUUUCAACCCUAGAACUUGCAUGCGUUUUAGCCUUAACUGGCACAGCUGUUUAACCCCUUGCGCAGAGAUAACACAGAAAAUAUAAAUUUGUAUAAACCAUUUUAUUGAAAUCAAAAUUGAUUUUACCAUUACAUUAAUGGAUGUGUGGUGUUCUGAUGUUAAAACUUUAUUUUCUAAACCAGCUAACACAAACAGUAACAGCUGUUAGAAUUUCAUAGCACGUCAGACAACUUUAGCAGCCAAUAUAACAAACGUUUGAUGUAUAAAAGUGAGUACAUUAAAAGAAGUGCGAAAUCCACUGAUUAUAAUGAUAUAACUUUUAUUAUGAUUUGAAUGAAGAUUGUUCAAAAGAUAACUAAUUAGCAGAUGAUGUUUAAUGCGUCUCAAAUUACGACUCAACCAAUUUACAGCAAGAACAAAUGUAUCAUAAAUUAUGUCUGCCAGUUCCGGUUUAAAUACAUAACAUUAUUUUAUUUAUAUAUGUGAAUUUUUUAAAGGUUUUGCGCCUUUAGUUUGUACCCAACAAAAAAUAUCAAUUUAUACUUUUAUUGUUAAUUUAUCUGGUAAUUUGUGCUCAGUAUAUUUUCUGAUUAGAAUCUAUAAGCAAAAUAUAUGUAGUAGUCCAAUUAAAUUCAAGACAAUCAUUUAUUUAAAGCUUGCAUUUUCGCUAAAAAUAAAUGCCAUGUACAAAGGAACGACAGGGGUCCAAAAAUUCAAGUGUAAAUGGUUAAAAUGUGCAUCUGUAUCUGUUUGCUAUUCUCCAUUCACUCCUGAGUUGAUAGUACAGGAUUAGGGGAGAAUUAACAAUUCAAUACCUGUCAAUUUUUAACUCACUCAAAAUGCAAAUAUUUCUUCUAUAUUCAUAUUUUACUUAACUCAAAAACCUGUGCUUGCAUAUUUCCAUUCUUUACAAAGUCUAAUUGUACAGCAAAGUAAUUGUAAGGAUAAUAAAGUUAUUGUUUUUAGUC